GAGACUCCCGUCCCUACCAGUAUAGCGCUUUUUAACGUGGGCGACGCCACCCUGAUAAAUGGAGGCAAGCAGCUGAUGGAAGCAGGCUGCAGAUCCGAGUUACUCCCACCACUGACAUGGAGGAGGACUACGAGCACAACGCUUUGAUACAACACCUCCGCCAGGAGCAGAGACGACUUCGGCGCCUGUCCCAGCUUAUCGCCGUGGCUCUGUUUCUUCUCAUUUCUGUGGUUUUGGUUCUGCUCACCACGACUGUGCUCGGAGCGCGAGCUCAUUCACCGGAAUGCGAGGUAACUGGACUUUACCGGAAAAUCCACUCUGUCCUUCCGUAAACACUAGCUGCAUGUUGCUGCACUCACUCAGGUGUAUGAGGCUAUUACUGAAAUGGGUCAGAGAAGUUUAUAUACUUAUAUUUAUUACUUAUGACUAUGAUAAACCGACGUUUAUAACAUCAUGAACACUAUUAAUUUACUGUUUAUUUCCUAUUGUAAGGUGAGGCUAGUAGUUUAAUUAAAAAAAAAAAAAACUUUAUUUAAACAAAGAGAUUAUUUGAAAUACACCUGACAUCUUCAUAUAGGGAAGAGCGGGGUAAGUUGAGCCACCCCCUGUUGCUUGGAAAUGGUAAAAGAAACUGAUCCUGUGACCAAAUAUUUAGGAGAUGGGCAUCAAUUCAUGGAGUCUAUGAAGGUUAGAAGCACAUGGGUGAAGAGGUUAGACAUUUAUUUCCAAAACAAAAAUCAAUUCUUUACUCUUGAAAGUGAAUUUAGUCCGUCAUAAGUUUAUUAGAAUUGUGUUCAGACCAAAAAAGAUAAUUUUUAGUUUGUUUUAUACAUCAAUUAUGGUAUCUAUGAGCUACAACAUGAGGUCAAAACCGAGCAUAAAAGUCCACCAUUUUAGCUUAGAGGACUAAUAAAGUCAUAAUAGUAGUUCUGGAGAGAAAAGAAGUCUGAUGAGAGGACCAGAGUUUCAGUUCAGAUUGUUAAAAUGUGUUACUUUUGUGAAUGUUCUGAAUCACUUGAGGGCAUUCUUAUGUCAAAACAGCUUUUUAGCAGUUAUAUGCAAUAAUACUAAAAAUGAUUAUUGUACCAGUUGAAUAACGUAUAGUAGAGAAAAAUACACAUGAAUGUGAAGAAGUGACUGUUAUCUAGGGAGAGAGAAGGUGUGGGAGGGCUGGGGUGGAGAGUCAGGGGAUAGUAGGGAUACGGCUCAACUUACCCCGCUCCUAUGGUCAACUUACCCCAUACACGGGGUAAGUUGACCAUAGGAGACCACUUUUUUUGGCAUGCUGUAUUAUCCAGACAGUUAUGUUUACACCAUAGACUGUAUCUAGAAUGGACAGAGUCUGACUCCUUGCUGGGUGAAGCCACUCAGAGAACAGCACCCUCUGUUGAUGGGCUGCAGUAUAGGUCACAAAUCCUGCCUCCAUCAGCAAAGCUUAUGGGGCUGUGGACAAACUUUAGAAAUUAAUUACACAGAACAUAAACUUUUCUCCUCCCUGCUUGCAAUGUUGACAUGUAGUUACAGUAAGACUGGUUUGUGCUCAAGUCCUCUUUUUCUGUACAGCUCUAUUUUUAAAAGUUAUUAGGGGGUUCAUGUUUUCUAUGAUUGACACCUGAUACAGCUUAUUGGCGUUCAGGGAUUGCGUAGCUCACCCGGGGGAUACGCUGUUUGAGCCGAGUGUCAUCACAGCGACUCUCCAGCCGAAUGCGCACAACGCUACUGCGCAGCACUGGUUUUAGGAAAUGAAGAAAAAUCCCGGAAAUAUCGAGAGCUUUUUAGCUCCAAAUCUGUAUACAGGCGGGAGGCGGAACCAAGUUGUCCAUAGUAUAUACAGUCUAUGGUUUACACUCAUUAUGUUGGUUUGCAGGGAUGCACAACAUCUUGAAAUAUAUGCAGAUACACUAGUAAGAGAUAAAACGAUGAUCGCCUUGAUAAAGUGAUCCGAAAUAUGAAAAAUGGCUCAUCUUACCCCACUCUCCCCUACAAAAACUUUUAUGUGCACUAAUGAUCAAAGCCAUCACUGUAUUUAAUCUUGUUGAUAUAAUAAUAUAUUUUGUUCACUAUAGUAGAAAAAGUCACAGCAUUACAAUUUCCUCCAAUAUUACUAUUUACCUAUUACUAUUUAUGUGUCUGUAAAGGUGUAUUUGAUAAAUAUAUUAAUGAGUCUUGGUUUGUUUCAUUCAAGCCAACGGUGCAGCCAUACAGACAUUCACCAGGUAAAUAUCUUGUUCAAUAAUUUAGAGAUAUUUUUCUAAACAGGCGUGUGAAAGAGAUCGCAUCAAUCUGUUAAACAAUUCUGUUGUGUCUCUUCUCAGAUGAAACAAAUAAGCAACAGCAACAUACAGACUUCAGGAAUCCAAGUGCCAUGCUCACAGGUAACAUGAUUCAUUUAUCACAAUGAUAAAAUAUUAAGAAUUAAAAUGUUAGAUUGUGAUGUGUCAAUCAUUUUGUGCUUACGUCUGAUUGGAAAUAAGACAACGUAAUACAUGUUUAACAUAUAUAUUUUUACUAUUAUUAAAAAAUACAUGCUUAUUUUGAAGUUGAUGUCAGAAACAUGUCUAAAAGGAGGUGAGACAAAGUUAUGGAAUAUUAUAAGAACAACAGCUCAAGCAGCAUUUUACACCUGAUGUGAUUGAUUUUAACACACAACUGUAAAUAAAAAAAAGAGCUUUCCAGAGAAACAGAGUCUCUCUGAUAUAAAGAUUAAAAAAAGGUUCAUCAAGGUGCAUAAAGGUUACAAAGAUUUUGUGAAUUUCAUCAUCUACAGUCCAUAACAUCAGUAAAAGAUUUAGCAGAUACGUCAAAAAUUCGGCACAAAGAGCACAAGGCUGAAAACCAAUGGUGGAUGGCCAUGAUCCUCAGGCCCUCUAUUGGUAGUGUAUCACAAACAGGACUGAAAUCACUGCAUGGGCUCACAAUCACUUCCAGUAGCACCACUGUGUGUGAUUCAAUAAUGCAGGGUAAAGUUUCGACACUCAAAGAGAAAACUGUAUUCAAACAUGAUCUAGAAACUGUCUUGUGGUCUGAUUAAUCAAAUCUUGACAUUGUUUUUAAGAACAACAGUUGCUGCAGUCUCUGCUCUAAAAAGAUGAGGGACUGCCCAACUUGUUAUAAGCAUAAAGUUCAAAGUGAUUGUGUAGGGAUGUUUAAGUUUCUGUUCACAAAAAGGACUUUAUCUUUAAUGCUGCAUGGCAGUACCUGCGGUCAAAUGGACUCAAAGCUCUGACUGAUCUUGUUUCCUCUUGUUUAGACCUUUGCUUUUAUUGUUCUUGCUCUCAAAUGUACAUCACUUUGGAUUAAAGUGUCUGCUAAAUGACGUUGUAACACUGUGUCUGUAUGGUGUAUGGGAAGGCACAAUUAAAAGUAAACAAAAUGUACAGAUUUGGGGGCAAUGCCAUUCUGCUGAAAUAGACCCUUUCUAUUCCAGCAAGACUAUUAAUAAUUCUCCUUUCCUGCUCUAAUUCUCAGCUCCUAGAGAGAGAAACAGUGGUCAGAAAUAUCUUGAAUGGGAGAGUGAGGAUGGAAAUGCCCACUGCUACGGAGGAUUCAACUACUCCAGAGGGAGCCUUGUGGUGCCCAGAAGGGGAAUCUACAGAGUCUUUUUUCAGAUCACCCACGAGGGCGGAGCAUGUGACUCUAAGGAGCUCAAGCUUAUCAACACUGUGUUCAUGUCGAAGGAGAAAUACAAGAGAGAUGUGCCUCUACUGUCAUCGGUCAAUGCAGUGACUUGCAACCCAGAAUGGUGGAGUAAGUCUCUCUACACAUCUGGCUUGUUUUUAUUAGAUGUAAACAGCAGACUGGCUGUGAAAUCAACUCACUCUGAAUUCAUUGCCAAGGGAGAAGAACAGGUGUUCUUUGGUGCUGAACUUGUGUUUGAAUAAUCUGCACAGACUAUUAGAUUAGAGUCACGUUUUUUUUGGUUGUUUUCCCUUUAGCUCUGAGUAAACUUUAGGGUGCGGUUAAGGCUUUCUUUUACUGUAACCACUCAUGAGUUAAUGCGGUAAGACCGUCCUACUGAAAAACAGUGUGACUCAUAUCUGCGUGACUGCAGGUUUGCUUUUUCAAAACUUAUUAACUGCAUUAUUUCCUUGUCCCAGAGAUACACUGCAGUCCUCACAAGGUCCUGGGGUGUAUUUUUCUUACAGAAUCUCUCAUGGCUAAUACUCCAUUGUUUGGUUGUUUGGCUUUCUAAGUCAGUCAAAGUGAGCUUGUAAAAACACCCUAAAGAUUUGAAAAUGGUGAAGGGCCUCUGCUUUGAUUUUCCUGACCAACAGUAACUUAGUUAACCGGAAAUAUCAAGAAUUUCAAUGUUUACAUGCGCAUAGACUGCCAUUGAAAGCAUUAUAAUUCAGUUCUUAAGGAGCUCAACUCCAUAGAAAUCUUGGUAUUGGUUUUAGAUGUGACGUUUUGUUGCAUUAGCAAUGGGUUUUGAUUUUGUGGAUAUAGAUGUUGCAUUUUGGGAGUUGAUAAGGUGUCACAUUAAACAAAUGCCACCACUGUAAGGCCAACAAACUGUUGGUAUUCCCCAACCUUCAAUAAUGUAUAUUCAGGGCACAAAUCCAAAAUCAGUUAAUGAAUCACAUUUCUUGGCCUGCGCCAUCAGUGAGUCAGAACAUGUUGCCUCUGACAACCUAACAUUAUUGCAUUAACAGUGAGUGUUAUUAGUGACAGCUGUAAAAUCGUGCAUAUGACUCAGAUACUAUUGAUUUAAACUCUCAACCAGAGUUUUAUUUAGCUCUGAAAUAUCAAACCAUUGCUAGAGUCCUUAUUUGGCCAUCCUUUUCACAGCUUUUACCCUCCCACAAGUUUGUUACUGAUUUAACCCUUAGCGUGUUGAUACAGUAGCAUAAAUAGAAGCGUAGAUGGACAGGUAGGUCAGCUCAUUUUUUAAGGAAAUCCGUUGCCACAGUGAACAGAGACAGCAUGCAUAGAAACACAAAUAGAGUUAACACCUGCACUACAUGUUCCUGGAGGAAGUCCAGAGAGUACAAGUCUACCCACUCAUCCUGUGGCAAGUCUUAUGCCAUGUGCUCUGAAUGUGAUGCCCUUAAUUACAGAAAAGUUGGACUGCUUGCAAUAUGUGCAAUUUGUUUCUAAAAGAGGCUGUUAGUAUGCUUUGGUUACAAGGGAACUGUAGAGGUGAAUUCAUUGUGAAGUGACGGCAAAAAAGUGAGGAGUAGCAGAUAGGCGCUGGCAGUUGAAAGCCUGUUUUGCCAGUUGUUUGUCGAUUGUAUCUCAGUCUAAGUUUAGAUGUAAAGCCCUAAUAUGUUUUGGUCAAUCUUAACUGAGCGCCCAUGAACACACUGGUUAACUCGUUACCAUAAAGUGGGGCUUGUUCUGAAAGAGAAUAUUGUGUCUCAAAUUUUAAUAUGAUUUUACCAAGGGUCGAUCUUUCUUCUGUCAAGAGCAAAAAAAAAAAAAAAAAAAAAAAGACUUUCAGAUGUCAAAAUUUAUGAAUGAAAGGGAAAUUUGACAGUACUCUAUCACUUAUACUAAAAAAAAUAAACUGAGAUGCUUAAGUAUAUAUUUUUUUAUUUCAGGAAAAUGAUCUUUCAAACUCAGAUAAACAGUUACUUGAAUAAACAGAUUAAGGGCUGUCACCCAACCUGUGAAUGUUAAUAUCAAACUUAUGAAUCACUUUGUUGUUAUGUUUGUACCUGAUUGCUCUGCGUUGCCAUAGACAGCUCCGAAUGUUUGAGAAGGGAGGUUUUAAGAGGUGAGAACAGAGCUGAGUUUACUGUUAACCAGCUAACACCCACACUAUAUUGCCACCACUAAAUACUUUGGAUUUAUUUUAAUGUGUUAUUGUAUACAAUGCCAUUCACUCUCCAAUAAAUGUUGAAUUUCAUAAUCAGAAAAUACUCUAUCAGUAUGGGGUUGACAAACAAUGCCAGCAUUAAAAAGGAUAAUUUUUAGGUAUAAAAGGGAAAAUUUGAACAGUCAUGCUAUUCAUAUAAUGCACCUGUUGUGAUACUUCUUAAAGAGAUUUUACGGGAAAUGUAAAAUAGAUUAAAGUCUAAAGGUUGUUGUCUGUUGAAAAGUGCUGGUGUGCAGUAAAGGUUUUUAUUUAGUUUUAUUUUCAUGUAAAUGUAUUUGCUUUUCCUGCUAUGGGGCUCACUUUGAGCUGACAUCCAAAUGUUCUGCUGUUUUGUACACUUUCUUAAAUGAGUUUGUUAAUUAAAAUUGGAUUUUUUUUUUGUUUUUGUUUUUCUUUUGUUUCAUUUUUUGUUGUUUAGAUCAUUGCUUACUGCACUGUCUGUACUUGGCAUCAUAAAAACUGUCUUCAAGCGAUGUUGAACGAAAUGAUCACAUGAUCUGAGAAGCUUUAUAUUUGUGUGUGUGUUUCUGUAAGAAAAAGUGAAUAAAAUCAUAAUACAAAGCA
Molecule: messenger RNA, 6382 nt
Organism: Xyrichtys novacula (pearly razorfish)
Lineage: Eukaryota; Metazoa; Chordata; Actinopteri; Labriformes; Labridae
Source: the annotation of a GenBank genome assembly